CACGCUCAACGUUCUGCUUUUUCUCCUUUCUAAAGGCAUCAGACUCUAAAAGACUGUAAGUGGAGAUGUUAGAUGGCUUGAUAUUAUUUUCCCAACCCACCACAGGCCUUGGCUCCCUAAACAUUCCCAGUCCAGAACGUGCUGUCCUUUAAAACCACUCUCUUAGUCAGCAUCGGUAACAUCAGGCCCUGCAUUUUGGAGAUGAGACAUUUGUGUGACCUGAUAAAAUAAACAUGUAAGUACCACUGUUUUCCUGCAGUGAGAACCUUGCAGGUUUGGAAUCCAGGGAUAACCUGGUACCUCCUCUGCCCAUGUCCACUACUUUGCAUUAGGUUGUAGGCAAGCUGGCUGGGUGGGACUGUCACUUCUGGCAAGAUCCGUGGGCUUGAAGUAAUCGAGAAACUGUAGCCUUAUCGCAGUUCUGCUUUUCAGACUCUGGCAGAUAAGGGCCAAGACUGAGAUCAUCAGUUCAUUUCAAGCUGUUGUUGAGAUGCUUCACCUGGCCAGCGAAUGCAUAAAGAUUCAGCCAACAGACAUCCAGCCUGACAUAUUUAGCUACUUGUUACAUAUCAUGUACACUGGGAAAGGGCCAAAGCAGACCGUCAGCCAGAGCCGACUGGAGGAGGGCAUCCGCUUUCUCCACGCAGACCACCUCUCCCACAUCGCUAUCGAGAUGAACCAAGCGUUCUCCCCAGAGCCGGUCCAGUCUUCCAACUUGUACGGGAUCCAGAUCUCGACGGCACACAAACUGGCAAAGGAACGCCUGGGAGCGAAGGACAGCCUGCCCAAGGCGGGGGGCAGGUCUGCGGCCCAGGGCGAUCACCCUCAGCUGCAGCUGUCCCUGGCCAUCGGCCUGGACGACGGCCCCCUGGGCCAGCAGGUCGCUCGCCCCUCUGCCCCGCCCGCCGCUCUCACUAAGCCGGCAGAGGAGCGUCCAAAGCUCUCGGUCUCCAUAAAGCAGGAGAGGUGCGACCCGGAGCCCGUGGUGUCCCAGAGCUGCACCCCUCCUUCUCCGGAGGUGGCCAGCCCCAUCUUUGCCAAGGCCAGCCUCAAGGUGCACUUGUGUCACUACUGCGGGGAGCGCUUCGACUCCCGGGGGGGGCUGCGGCAGCACCUGCACACCCACGUCUCGGGCUCGCUGCCCUUCGGCGUGCCGGCCUCCAUCCUGGAAAGCAGCGACCUGGGCGAGGUGCAGCCUCUGGCUGAGGACAGGGAGGCUGAGGACGACCACCGGCUCAGGGCCUUCCUCCUCAAGGAGGAUGAACAUCAGCUGGAGCAUCCAAGCUGCAGCGACCUGGAGCCUCUGCAGAUUGGCCAGCUCUCCCUCAUCUCCAAGGACCACGAACCGGUGGAGCUGAACUGUAACUUUUCUUUCUCAAGAAAGAGAAAAAUCAUCUGCACUGUCUGCGGCCGCACAUUUUUCCGGAAGAGCCAGCUGCUGGAACACAUGUACACGCACAGGGGGAAGCAGCACAAAUACAGCCGCUGCCAGAGGCUGGAGAGCCCCGCCACCCCCAGGUUUCAUCCUUACUGUGACAGCGAGAGUGUGGGUAAGAGCUCCAGUUUGUCCCAAGACCACUUAGAUGAAUGUAUACUGGAGUCAGAUCUCAUCCAAGAAAGUGUUGAUACGAUCCUGGUAGAGUAGCUCUCCCCCUGUGUUGCCUUCAGAUGCUGAAACUCUGGAUAUUUUGGCGUUUUCCACCUAGGGAGUGGCUGCUCUCUGCAGCAGAUUUUGUUCAACCACCAUUCCCCUCACCCCCAAGAUAACUGUGAAGGACUGUGUACUUUGAUUUGUGUACUUGCUUUUUUACUUCUCUAACUUCUCUAGUUAAUUCCCAUCUAAGUCCUUCUUGGAAGCCUCUGUGUAACUUGGUUACAUUUUUCCUGAAUGUGAACUUAUUCCUGCUCUGCUUUACUAGAGUUAAUACUGUACCGCUGGGUGUGAGGUUUAAACAUUGUCCAAUACUUUGUGCGGUGCCUAGGACUGUUUGUAUCCCAUAGAAUUGCUUUUCUGAAACCAGAUGGGUGGAAAUGUAGAGGGAAAUGUGCAUUGUGUUUCCCAAACAGUUUGUUUGAAAAUAAAUAUCUCAAGGAGAUGAA
Molecule: messenger RNA, 2100 nt
Organism: Manacus vitellinus (golden-collared manakin)
Lineage: Eukaryota; Metazoa; Chordata; Aves; Passeriformes; Pipridae
Gene: ZBTB25
Product: zinc finger and BTB domain containing 25
Exons: 2
Coding region: 491-1645 (384 amino acids)
Biological process (GO): regulation of cytokine production; negative regulation of transcription by RNA polymerase II; regulation of immune system process
Molecular function (GO): RNA polymerase II cis-regulatory region sequence-specific DNA binding; protein binding; DNA-binding transcription factor activity, RNA polymerase II-specific
Source: RefSeq, a predicted model, not a curated record